AUGGCCUUAGUUUGGUUCCAGAACCGUCGGGCCAAGUUCCGUCGGAAUGAGCGCAGUGCAACGUGUGGCAGCGGCGGCGGCGGCGGCAGCGCCGGCAAACCGGAAGAUCAUCUGUAUCCUUCAACCCUCGUCGUGGGCCCACCGCCGUCGUCGAGUGCUGGUUGCGGGUUUGGGGGGGACAAAUCGGAUGCAACAGGUGCACCACCGCCACCGUAUUCACUGUCCUUCUCGACACUGACCUCCAUGUUUUCGCCUAUACCACACCAUCACCACCACCAUCUGCACCAUCAUCCGCAGCACAUGACGCCAAGGAGUGGACAAUUUUACUCCGCCUACCACCACCCAUCCAAGCAACCGGAAGACUCCAUGUACGCCGCCGGUCAAUCGUACCCGUUCCCGAAUCUGAAGUAUCUUAACAAUCUGCAAACAUAA
Molecule: messenger RNA, 432 nt
Organism: Anopheles bellator
Lineage: Eukaryota; Metazoa; Arthropoda; Insecta; Diptera; Culicidae
Product: paired mesoderm homeobox protein 2A-like
Exons: 2
Coding region: 1-432 (143 amino acids)
Biological process (GO): regulation of transcription by RNA polymerase II
Molecular function (GO): RNA polymerase II transcription regulatory region sequence-specific DNA binding; DNA-binding transcription factor activity, RNA polymerase II-specific
Source: RefSeq, a predicted model, not a curated record